AUGACAACAACAGCCAAUUAUAAUUCUGAUUCAAGUACACAUGGUUUAUUCAAACAGUUAGAAUCACAGUUUGAUCAAUUUGUUUCAACAACAGACUGGGAUCCAUAUAUUGAGAUUGAUGACGAAUGUGCUCAAUCUUUAUUAUUUAAUAAAUUAAAAGAAGAAGCAAAAUUUUUAGCUGAAAAUAUAGCUGAAAAAGCUGUACGUCAAGCACACACUAAACAACGAUGGUCUCAUUUAUGUAAUGAACAAACUACUCUUGCACACAUAAUUAUUGAAAUAUUAUUUAGUCGCGGAAUUCGACGUGGCUCAGUACCAACGCAUGAAAAAGAACUUAAGUUACGUGAAACUCUUAUAAGAAAUGGUUUAACACAUAAGGAUGGUUUAAAAUUUUCUAUUUUAAUGUUACCAUGUCGUGAUCGGAAUAAAGCAAAAAAUGAUGGCUAUUUACCAGAUUUAGGCGAAGUUGUUGCAUUAUUACAGUUAUGGUGUAUUGUAGAAGCUAUGACGAUUGCAACGGAAAAGUAUACUCAAACAUUAAUUAAAUCGUUUGAUAAAGUAGUACAACCUGGUGUACAAACAAUUAUAGAUUUUCGUAAUGCUGUUCAAACUAUUUUAUAUUCAAAAUGUCAUUCUACACAUGCAGAAAUUAAAACUCAAAGAUGUCAUAUUGACAUAUUACGUCAAGAAUUGUUUGAUGAUUAUAUUGUUCUAGACGUUGAUAAAGCAGAAUUAUUAUUACAUGAAUUGGCUCGGAUUAAUCGUAGUAUUAAAUGGUUCAUGCAAUCAAUUGACGAAACUUUUAAUGCUACAGUUAAAUCAAUUCAAAUAUUUGUUGUACAAGAUGGUCGUCGAUAUGCUUCGUAUGAUACAUUUCUGGAUGAACAUAUUCAGGCAUAUUCAAAUUGUUUAAAUGAAAUAGCCAAGAAAUUGGAUAUUUGUAAUAAAGUUAUAUUAACGUCACAUGAAACACUAGAACAGCAAUGGAAAAUUGAAAAACCACGGGCACUAGAAACAUUUCUUAGAAAACGUACAGAAAUCUAUUCAAGUAAAUUUGAACAACUUUCAAAACCAUUUUUACAAGCAAAAAAUGAAUUAUUAAAAUGUAAUACACGUGACAGUUUCUUAGAUAAAGUUCGUGAAUUAUCAUUGAAUGAAACUAUACCACACAUGAUUGAACCUAUAUUACAUAGCCGUUAUCAUCCAGAAUUAGCUGAAGCUCAACUUAAACCUGAAAAUGAAUUAAAAUUUUUAGCUCAGAUUUAUGAACCACAACAAAAAAAUGAAUUAUUAAGACAAAAUGUUUUAUUUUCAAGUUUAAUAAAUGCAAUUAAAUAUAUAUGUUCAUAUGAAUCAAAUACAGCAACAAAAAAUAAAUAUGCAUUAGAUGAUUUAAAAUUUUUAUUACCAGGUUCCGUACGAUUAAGUAUUCAUAAUAAAUCAUCAGAUUGUGAACAAUUUUUAAUUAAAAUUGGACCAAAUUUACAUCGACAACCGUGGCAAGGAACAGCAGGUAUUAGACAAAGUUCAAAAUGUUCAAAAUAUGCAUUAUCAUUUGAAAUUCGGUUAAGUUUUGAAUAUAAAACUGGCAAUUAUAUACCAAUAUUUAUUAGUCCACAACAAAACAAUGGUUGUUAUUGUUUCUUCUCAGAAUUAUCACGUAUCAAUCAACCAAUUUUGUGGAUACAUUUUGAUUUAAUUCAACAAUAUUUAUCUAAUGUUUAUGUUAACAAUAAUGAUUAUCACAAACGUAUAUUAAGUCAAAUCUUUACUCAAAGUAAUAAAAUUCGAUUGAUUAACAACUAA
Didymodactylos carnosus is the source of this 1806-nucleotide messenger RNA. NCBI's taxonomy places the organism in Eukaryota, Metazoa, Rotifera, Eurotatoria, Philodinida, Philodinidae. The record is from the annotation of a GenBank genome assembly.